Messenger RNA from Spirodela intermedia, 264 nucleotides. The record is from the annotation of a GenBank genome assembly. NCBI's taxonomy places the organism in Eukaryota, Viridiplantae, Streptophyta, Magnoliopsida, Alismatales, Araceae.
AUGAAGUCCACUGAGAUAAACCUUAACAUAAAAGUUCUGACAAUAAUGCUAGAGGGUCAAGAGGUUGGUAGUAGGGGGCUGAUAAAGAUCAACCUCCUAGAUGAGGGUCUAGAGGCAACUGUAAUGAGCUUGAAGAGAGAGUUUGCAUUGUUUGCAAGAGAGAAGAGACUCAAAGAUCUCCACAAUUCGAUUGAUGUUCAUCUAGUUGACGUAAAUAGUCUCCAUAGUGAGCCACGGGAGACAAGUCAAGGUGAUGUGUGUUAG